UUCUUUCAAAAAAAAAAAUAGGAAAUUUUUUUUUUCUCGUAAUGCCACCUUCAAAGUUAUAUCCAAAAUUGUCAAAAGAUUUGGAGAAUCUUUUAGAGAGCGGAUAUAAUCAUGAUGUCAUUAUACAAAUAGGCGAAGAAUCAACAUCAAAUGAAAUUAAAGAAUUUAAAGUACAUUCAUUAUUAUUAGGAACGAGAUCUUUAUAUUUUCGUUCUGCAUUAUCGAAUCAUUGGGCAAUUAAAAAAGAUGGAAUGAUUACCUUUAAAAAACCGAAUAUUUCUCCAAAAAUAUUUGAAAUAAUUAUUAGAUAUAUAUAUACAGGAGAAAUUGAUUUAGAACAACAAGAAAAUACAGAAAUUAUAAAAAUACUAGUGGCAUCAGAUGAAUUAAUAUUAGAAGAAUUAAUUGAGCAUAUACAGGAAUAUUUAAUUAAUGAACAAUCAUCGUGGUUACAAGAAAAUGUUUUAUAUGUUUUACGUAAAUUAUUAGGACAAGAAACUUGUAAAGUAUUACGCAACCAUUGUUUAGAAAUAAUUUGUCGUGAUCCUCAAAUUAUUUUCGACCCAAGAAUUUUUGAUUUACUAGACAAAAAUAUUCUAUUGAUGUUAAUUACUAGAGAUGAUCUUGCUAUUGAUGAAAUUAAAAUUUGGCAAAGAUUAAUUCAAUGGGGUUGUACUAGGAUUUCUUUUCCACCACCUAUACCUUCAUCUUAUUCUUCGUCUACGACAACAAUGGCAAUAAAAUAUAAUUUAAAGAAUUGGACUUCAACAGAAUUUGAAUCAUUAAAAGAUAUUCUUGCGGAUUUUAUUCCCCUAAUUAGAUUUUUUCACAUAUCACGGGAUGAUUUUCAUCAACAUAUUUAUCCUUUUAGAAAGAUUUUACCAAAAACUCUUAAACAAGAUUUAAUUUCUUAUUACGUUGCGUCAACUUAUAAACCAAUCUCAAAAAUUCUAUCACCUAGGGUACCGGCAUUUGAUUCAAUAAUUAUAUCUUACAAGCAUGCUAUAUUAAUUGAAAAUUGGAUAAGUAAAAAAGAUGAUGAUGAUAUAUUGCCUUCAUUUCGCUUUACAUCUUUAACAUCAGCUCCUACUUUUUCUUUUUAUCCUUCUUCAAGUCAAAAUCAAAAUCAAAAAUUACAUUAUGAAUGGCAUCUUUUAUAUAGGGCAAGCAGAGAUGAUUUUUCUGCUGAAUCAUUUCAUGCAAAAUGUGAUAAUCAAGGAGCAUGUGUUGUGGCAAUUAAAGUUAAAGAUCAAUCAAUUAUUUUGGGUGGUUAUAAUCCUAUAGGAUGGUUUUCAAGUAGUGGAUCACCAUCUUCAACUGAUUCCAGUUUUAUUUAUUAUUUAGAUUUAAACAUGUUUCCUUUAAAUUUCAAAUUAAGUAGAGUUUUACCAAAUAAAACUUAUCAAGCUAUUUACCAAUCUUCAAAAUAUGGUCCAAUAUUUGGAGCAGCUGAACUUUGUAUCUAUAGUAAUUGUGACAAAGUUAAGGGUUCAAAAUGUUUAACUCAUAAUAUUUACGAACAAAACAUUUUAUUUGGUGAAUUUUGUGUUGAGGAUUAUGAGGUGUUUAAAGUAAAUGUGGAUUAAGUUUGUUUCAUGAAAUAUAAGUGAAGUAUAUUGAUUUGCAAAGAAAUUAUUAAAAGUUAAUUAUUUAUUUCAAUUAGUAUAAAUUUGUAUUGUUAUAUUAUUAUUUCAGCAAUUUAUUGUAUAAAAAAUCUUUGUAGCCUAAUUUAUUUUUUUUUUUAUAA
Messenger RNA from Rhizophagus irregularis DAOM 181602=DAOM 197198, 1747 nucleotides. RefSeq lists its product as uncharacterized. Gene Ontology annotation, molecular function: protein binding. The record is from RefSeq and is a predicted model, not a curated record. NCBI's taxonomy places the organism in Eukaryota, Fungi, Glomeromycota, Glomeromycetes, Glomerales, Glomeraceae.